Molecule: messenger RNA, 3597 nt
Organism: Bicyclus anynana (squinting bush brown)
Lineage: Eukaryota; Metazoa; Arthropoda; Insecta; Lepidoptera; Nymphalidae
Product: F-box/WD repeat-containing protein 9
Exons: 6
Coding region: 175-1524 (449 amino acids)
Biological process (GO): ribosomal large subunit assembly
Cellular component (GO): nucleolus
Molecular function (GO): protein binding
Source: RefSeq, a predicted model, not a curated record
CGAGCAUUUCUAUUUGACAGAUCACAGAUGAUUGAGUAGAACGAGAUUAAAAAGUUACUGUUGGUUGAAACUAGAAAGUAAAUAAAUAUUUAGAAAUCUUUCAAUCUGAAAAUAAAAAGAAUUAUUAACUUAAUAAUUGCUGAUCUUUUUAGGUGAGGUGGCAGCAAAUAUAAAAUGUGUGAUAUAUUGAAAUCUGUAAGAGAAGAAAUAGCUGAUAUUGAGAGUGUGUGUAUAAAAACUCACAUAGGGUCUAGUGAAGAAGUUUAUAAUGCAGCACAACCCUCUUUAGAAAGCAUGCCACUUGAGAUUAUUUUGAAAAUAUGCUCAUAUUUGGAUGCAGAAUUUCUUAAAACUGUUCUAGGCAAAGUAUGUAGCAGAUUUGAUGAUAUUUUAUCUGACGUGAGCCUAUGGAAGCAUAGAGUGAGUUGUAAAGUAAGUGGGAGUUUUCCACCACUAUCUAGUAUUGACACUAGUAUUGAAGAUAACGUGGACUGGACAGAGAUGUGUAUUGAGAUGGAGGUUGAGAAAAAUAAGUGGUGUAAUGUUGAUACAGAAAUGAGCCAUUUUGUUAUUAAAGAUGUCCAUUAUGCAUCUGUGGAUGCUGUGAUUCUAGUUAAUGAAGGUAAGACAUGUAUAUCUGGUGGAAGAGACAGAUGUUUAGCAUUGUGGAAUGUUAUGGACUUCAAAUCAGAUGAGAGUUGUGAAGAUAAUAAUAUUCUCAAUGAUUUCAAGCCAACAAAGGUAAAGCAUGAUGCACACUCGGGUUGGAUAUGGGACCUUGCCACCAGUGAUGUUCCAGAUUCAUACAUUUACUCUGCUUCAUGGGAUAAUACAGUCAAAGCAUGGGAUAUUAAAAGUGAAUUUGAAUGUGUACAAACAUUUCAGUGCAAAAUGUCCGCCCUGUCAGUAAUAGCAUAUGGUUAUAAUGUAAUGGCUGGUUUAUAUUCCAAGAAAAUACUAACAUUCGAUGUCAGGAAUGGAAAUUUACCUGUUAAUAUGUACAUGCCUCAUAGAGGUCCAGUGUUGGCUUUAACAACUUAUGGAAAUCUAGUAGCAUCAGUCAGCGAAGACAAAACUUUAGCUAUAUUUGAUAGAGUAGCUGGCAAAAUAAUGGAAAAUGAUAUAAAAAUACCAUCAGACAAGGCAUACCCUGUAUGUUUGAGUUGGAAUACCUAUGCCAUGUAUGUCAGCGAUUCAAAAGGAACUCUGCACCUCUUCAGUCCCAAUGACCAUAAAUACGUAAGGUCUCAUGAAUUGUGGCCAGAGUCAGAUUCAGAAACCGAGCGAUCAAAUAAAAUUGUUGGUUGCUAUCAAGGUCAAGGAACAGUGAUAUGCUGCUCGGAUAGAGGACAAAUCAAGUUUUUAUACAAUUGCAGCCCGCCUAAAGAGUAUCAUAGUAUUCAAACUAAUACUGCUGAUGUCACAAAGUUACGUUAUUUAAAUGGAAUCUUAGCUGUUGGUACAUGUGACGCAGCUUUGGAAUUCUGGAUACCGAAAGAAGAAUUUAAUAAACCUAACUUAUGAAUAUUUUAUUCUGGGCUUUAAUAAGGAACUAUAGUCUGGCAAGUUGUUGAUAACACUCCCAUGAUAUGCGGGCGACGGGGGGAAAGACUGCGUGUGUGUGCAAAUUGUGCGUGCAUCAGUCGUGGGUAUUUCAUUCAUUACUACACGCCCCCCUGCCCGCAACAUCGGGAGUGUUACGAUCGAAGUUGCCAAGUAUAGAUGCUCCGUUUUGAAAUAACAAAUGAAAUUAUUUAUAAUAAUGAGUUAAUAAGCUUUAUUUAUCGUAAAAUUGUCUAUAGCUUCAAUUUAACAACGCAAUAAGGACAAUUAAUAUAAUAACAUAAUAUGUAUAGCUUGGCAAGUUUUUGAUGACACUCCCAUGAUAUGCGGGCGACGGGGCAGGAAGGGUGUGAAGUCGUCCGCGCGGUGCAGAGGGAGGACUGCGCGGGUAUGAAGUCGGCGCGUGGGGGCAUCGCUAGCCCCUUCCGGCCCGCGCGGACCAUGGGAAGUGUUACGAACGAACUUGCCAAGCUAUAGUAGGUAUUACAAAUACUUCAACACCUCAUUUAUAAGUGAUUAGCCACUAAUUGUUAUUUUAUUUAUUUUAAAAUGCGAGGUGAAUUACUCAUUAUAUUUGAAUGGCCCGCUACAGAGCGCCCCUUCUUUAUAAGAAAGGGCAUAUGGAGUUUUAACCCACCAUGCUGCUUUAAUGCGAGUUGAUAGCCUUAAGAUCACAGAGUAAGAAACUAUAAUACAUCUUUGCUUAGGAUAUUAUUGACUCUUUGACAAUCAGACGUUAAUGUUAAUGACUAAGACUUUUCUGAGGCACAGACUGUAACCACAACUCUGGGCUACUGUUGAGAAUUUCUUGGAAGAAAAUCUCUUUAUCUCCCAAGACUCGAACCCAUGAUCGAAUGCCACGUAAACUAAACACUGAACCAACUAUAGCUAGUUAUUUUACUUGUUCCAAUAUUUUAUAUUUAUGACCGUGGCUAAUAAUACAUACACACUUACUCUAAUGAUUAAAUGUCCAGAGUUCAGAGAGGCUAUAGUGGCUAAAGAUACAUAAAUGACUUGUAUCAUGCACAACUUUGCUAAUAGACUGAGCUUCCAAUUCUGACCCCUCCGACCAAUCAGUUUGUACCCUCAUUGUCAGUGUAAACACAAAGAUAUACCUGAUCAUUUUGUAUUUUUAUAACGUGGAAUAAUGAAAAAAAAAUUGUUCUAAAAUCAGUAGGUAUAGUUUACGCGACGAUUAAUUGUGAGCGCUCACUUGGGGUGCUGUUAGUGUAAGCAGUUUGUAGAGGACUGAUUUAGGUAUUGUACCUAAAUCAGUAUCAGCCCAUUGUGAACGUUCAGUAAGUAUAGUCUUGCAAGUUCGUUGAUGACACUCCCAUGAUAUGCGGGCGACGGGGGGAAAGACUGCGUGGGUGUGAAAUCGUGCGUGCGGGGAAGUGAGGUGCAUCAGACGUGGGUUUUUCAUUCAUCGCUGCACGCCCCCCCGGCCCGCACGGACCAUCGGCAGUGUUACGAACGAAGUUGCCAAGCUAUAGUAACCGUUGCGCAACAUGUACAUUGCGAUUCAAACUUCAUGACAUAUCUGAAGUUAGCUGCGGAUGUAGCUGCACGCAGGUGACUGGAAGGAGAGAAGCUCGUGCGAGAUAUCACCUGCCGCCUUGUCGCCGCCUUGUCGUUCCGCUGAUACCUAACAUUUUGCAUUGCGCAUCUUAGCGAUAAUGUUCAUAAGUGUCAUAAAGUUUGAAUCGGAUUAUAUGCUUGUCUAUAAAGUCUGGUUUUAUAGACUGAAAUAACACUUUUGCUUACAUGGUCAAAUCGAAAUAAAUCAAACCGCGUACCUACAUAUUAAAUAGAUGUUAAAUCUUAAUGCUAUAUUCAUGGAAACCAAUUACCUAGUCUUUUGCUAAUUAAAUAAUUAAGCAAGUAAUUUACCUUACAUACGUAGGUAAUGUAACUAAAUAAUUUACGUUACUUUAGGUACCUAAUCAAUUAAAUUCAAUGUUCUUCACUAAAAUUUUACAGAAUCUUAUUAUCUACAUAUACAUAUUUAUACAAUUAAAUAAUUUAUAAAUUAAA